Molecule: messenger RNA, 1043 nt
Organism: Meleagris gallopavo (turkey)
Lineage: Eukaryota; Metazoa; Chordata; Aves; Galliformes; Phasianidae
Source: RefSeq, a predicted model, not a curated record
AACCCAUGAGUUCUACUUUGUUCUUUUGAUUCUCUGCCCCAUCCCACUGGGAAGGGGAGGAGUGAGCAAAUGACUAUGUGGUGCUGAGCCUCUAGGCAACUGUUCCUUGCCAUCCUUGGAGAGAUGUGGAGCUUUAACUAAAUUUGUUUCUACUGAGCUGCCUUUAGAGAGACACAUUUGUCAACAGACCACAAGACUAGAAGGAGCCAGAGGUAACUAUAGACACAAAAAAUAACUUUCUUUUCUUGGACUGGUGGUUGGCUCUCCAGGCGAGGUGAAAUUCACAAUUACUGCUGAAGCCAAACUGAAUACUAAAGCUAGCCAAAAAUAGCACACCAGCAGAAGAGGAGACAAUUCGCACAGACACCCUGACUCAAAUGCUACUAGUUGAGCCUGAAGGUGUUAAAAAAGAAUUGACUCAGAGCUCCCUCAUCUGUACAAAAGGUACAACAGUUUCUGAACCAGUGCUUCUCAACCUGCCAAGAAAUGUAGUGCAGGGAUCAGCCAGAGUUUAUUUCUCUGUCAUUGGAGACAUUUUGGGUACAGCCUUAAGGAAUAUGGAAAACCUCCUCCAUAUGCCUUACGGCUGUGGAGAACAGAACAUGGCCUUGUUCACACCCAACAUCUAUGCCCUGGAUUAUCUGAAUAAGACUGGACAGCUGACUGAAGAGAUUAGAGUCAAGAGUACUGGAUAUUUAACCACAGGGUACCAGAAACAGCUGUCAUACAAACACCAGGAUGGGUCCUACAGCUCUUUUGGGACACGAGACAAGGAAGGAAAUGUAUGGCUCACUGCCUUUGUCUACAAGUCAUUUGCACAAGCAAGACGGUACAUCUAUAUUGAUGAAAACGUCCAGUCUCAAACUCUGAUCUGGCUGGCAAGAAAGCAGAAGUCAGAUGGCUGCUUUGAAAAUGCUGAGUCACACUUCAACAAUGCUUUGAAGGCUGGUGAAGAAGGUGAAUACUCACUUACAGCCUACAUUGUGGCAGCGUUGCUGGAGGCUGGACACUCUGUUCGGGUAGGUAGUUGCUGCAUUCUCUGA